Ostrea edulis (European flat oyster) is the source of this 1695-nucleotide messenger RNA. Its product is annotated as cholecystokinin receptor type A-like. The record is from RefSeq and is a predicted model, not a curated record. The transcript has a single exon. NCBI's taxonomy places the organism in Eukaryota, Metazoa, Mollusca, Bivalvia, Ostreida, Ostreidae. Gene Ontology annotation, biological process: G protein-coupled receptor signaling pathway. Gene Ontology annotation, molecular function: G protein-coupled receptor activity. Gene Ontology annotation, cellular component: membrane. The coding region runs from base 366 to 1490 and encodes 374 amino acids.
CUCUCAGUUACAGCAUCAGUCAUUGGGUACAUCAACUGCACAGCUUAAAAUACAGAAACUGCAUAUAAGUUGUCGAUAUGAUCAAUGCAGUGCUUCGACAGCGUGAAGUCACAACACUUGGGGAAAUGAAAAGAAUAGAUGCGCCUGAUUUAACGGUGACAAACGGUAUGUUUCAUCUGCGAAGAUUAUUUUGCUGACGAAAUUUCAAAUUUAUCCUAACCUUUUGAAGUACGUCCGAUUUAUUAGACAAAAAAAAAAAAAGACGAAUUCUAAGGAUUUGUUUGAAUUUUUUUUAACCUAUGCCUGCUGUGAUGUUCUGUGAAUAUGAUUAAAUUUUAAAUAUACGGAUUACUACUGUGAAAAAAAUGGAAAUGACCAUCAAUAACACGUCAUCAGUGUCAUUGGAUUACGUCAUACACCACAGAUUAAUGGAGAACAUUGCUGCUAUCGUGUACACGUCAGUUUUACUGGUGGUGGGUGUGCCGGGAAACACCUUGGUGUGUUACGUCUACUACAGAUGGAAGGAUAAAAAUCCAUCCAAAGUUUUCAUUCUGUCUCUAGCCAUGAUUGAUCUCUUUAAUUGUCUCGUUACCAUGCCAACAGAGCUAUCCAUGAUGACAAACCCCAUGAAUUUUGACUUCAACAUUAUCUGUAAACUUUCUCGAUUUUUUACUUACUUGUGCAACACUUUAGCGGCCCUGAUAAUGAUUGUUAUAGCUGUGGAUAGGUACCGGAAAAUCUGCACCCCAGACAAGAGGAGUAUGAACCACCGGCAGGCAAAAACAGCGGUGGGGGCUUGUUUUGUCGUUUCUAUUUUUAGCACCUGGCCUGCCCUAGUUAUGUAUGGGACGUUUACGACCGUACUGGACACGAAUGUCUUUGCUAAGAAUUGUUUCGUUGAAAACAGAUUUCUUAACUCGCCAUAUGUGCUUUCAUAUUUUGCGUUUCACAGCAUCGCCACCAUCACCAUCUUCAUUGUGAUUUCAGUGCUCUACACGUUCAUAGGAUUAGCCGUGUACAAGCGUUGGAAGUUCCGGAGACAAUUUCUCUCCAGUUCUAAAGACCUUCUUGUUCGCAUGUCAAGGUCAAACAAUUCUCGAAAUCACCUUGACACUCCAGGGAGCAUGACCUGUUUGGACUCUGUUUCAGGAAUGAGAAAUAGUUCUGCCAUCAGAAAUGAACAUAUUCGCCCGCCAAAAAAACAAAACAUUAAAUUAGAAAAAACGACCUUCAUGUUAUUUGUGGUGACCUUGACAUACAUUGUAAGCUUCAUUCCUUUCUUGACCUUGGCUAUCCAUAGAUCGAUUCAUCCCGGUGAAUGGGAACACAUUACGCAUGCGGGAGAGAUAGUAUAUCAGGUGUUUCUUAGGUCUUACCUUCUUAAUUCGUGUGUGAAUCCGAUCAUUUAUUCGUUCUGUAACUCACUUUUUAGAAGAGAAUGUAAAAAGAUAUGCUGCAACAGACGUACUGUCUCUCACUCAUUAUCGUGAAGGACAUUUAUCCUGUGAAAAUGUGAUUUUUAUUGAACUAAGGAUACGUGAUGUUCAUUGUAGUGGUUACAUUAAUCUGUUACGUAACAACUUUUCCCUCGUUGUAAGUAGCAUGUACAAACGUCAUCAUUAAAAUUAGAAAUUAAACCAUGUGUAGUUGUCAUCACCGUUGUGCCUGGAUGUAUUGUAAUAAAGAUUAACUGUA